Molecule: messenger RNA, 2470 nt
Organism: Malaya genurostris
Lineage: Eukaryota; Metazoa; Arthropoda; Insecta; Diptera; Culicidae
Gene: pip
Product: heparan sulfate 2-O-sulfotransferase pipe
Exons: 6
Coding region: 746-1924 (392 amino acids)
Cellular component (GO): membrane
Molecular function (GO): sulfotransferase activity
Source: RefSeq, a predicted model, not a curated record
CGUUCGGAAAGCUUGUCGCGCGGACAUACGAGCUCUCACGUUUCUUUGGGACCGGGUCGCGUCGGUGGUUGAUUUCGCGUAGUCAUAGAGACCGUAGUUUGUUUGUUUAUUCUCGUGUUGUUUUCCUUUUCGGAAAUCAGUUACACCAACAGAACCGGUGCGGGGUUCCAGAUCCGAACGAAGCUCCCACUGGUUGCGAGUUUUCGGUGUUAAGUGCAAUUCAAAAAACGUUUCGGAGUAAGAUCCCUGUAAAAGUAUCACAGUUGAUUGAAUUAAGUGAAGCAAAAAAUAAAUUCGUUCGAAGCGAGAAAGUUCUGGAGCAUCAAACUGGCAGCCAACAAAAAAUGUAUUGACCGUGACCGUGAGGUUCCUAUCGACGGUGGUUGUGUUGUGAAAAGUGACAUGGUCGAUGUAUUUUCGUAAAAAAAAGUUCAAAAGCUACAGCAGAUAAUUGAAUCGAAGUGAUUGCUCAGACCGUGGAUCUUUCUUUGGUGUUACAGUAGUGAAUGGGAGAGCGGUUAGAAAGUAAAUCUAGCGCCACUUUAGAACAGAAUCAGGAAUCAACGUUAAUCCAACUGAGUUAACUAACCGAAGCCACCCAUCGUGGCAGUUCAACGAGCUUCUGCAAGCCACAAAUGCGUGCGGUAAUCGAGUUCAGUGUGUACGAGCAAAAUUAGUGCAAAGUUUGUGAAGUGUGAAGUCCCGUCCCGUCCCGUCCCGUUCCGUUCCGUCAGCCAUACCGACGAUGGAUGUCCUGCUCAGAUAUCGCAGAAUGGCGUUCCCGAAAAGAUAUGCAGAAUUCGUCGCACUGAUUGCAAUCUCGUGCACUCUGUUCCUGUUUCUGCACACCCAGAGCCUGACGUCCCGGCUUCGUGAGAUGGAAGAUAAAUUGCAGCCAUCGUCGUUAAUGUCAGGCAGCGGUUUAAGUGGUAAUUCAAUUAGUCAAGCCGCCUCGGGAAGCGCCAACCAUCAUCUUCAGCAUCGACCGGGUGAAAGUAAUCUUCAUCACACGUACAACUAUCUGAAAAGUACCGGACAGAUGCAAACCCUGAGUGCCCACGACCUGAACAACACCCGCCGAUCUCAGGUGCCCAUCAUUUUCUUCAACCGUGUCCCGAAGGUAGGCAGCCAGACGUUUAUGGAGCUGCUGCGUCGAUUGUCGAUACGGAACGAUUUCACCUUCCAUCGGGACGUCGUGCAACGGUUGGAAGUGAUUCGGCUGUCCCCCGAUCGCCAGCAGGAACUCGCCGAAAUGGUUACCGAUCUACCGAUGCCGUCGGUUUACGUGAAGCACGUGUGCUACACUAACUUCACCCGGUACGGUCUUCCGAUGCCGAUCUACGUGAACAUGGUUCGAGACCCGGUCGAGCGUAUCAUCAGUUGGUAUUACUACGUGCGCGCUCCCUGGUACUUUGUCGAACGAAAACAAGCCUUUCCCGAUCUUCCUCUGCCAGAUCCUCGCUGGCUGAAGAAGGAUUUCGAAACCUGCGUGCUGCAGGGUGAUCCCGAAUGUACCUACGCUCAGGGUGCCAUCCACGAAGGAAUCGGAGAUCAUCGUCGACAAUCACUAUUCUUCUGUGGCCACGAUGAACAAUGCCUACCCUUCAACAGCCCCGGCGCAUUGGAACGAGCCAAACAUGCCGUCGAGAGCCAAUACUCGGUGGUUGGUGUGCUGGAAGAUUUGAACACUACGCUGGCCGUUCUCGAACGAUACAUUCCCAGAUUCUUUGCCGGAGCGACUUCGUUGUACUUCAACGAGGUUAACUUGCUGCAGAAAAUCAACAAAAACAAUUUUAAACCUCCGGUCAGCGAAGAAAUCAAGGACCUGGUCAGACGGAAUUUUAGCCGAGAAAUCGAAUUUUACGAGUUCUGCAAGCAGCGACUGUAUAAACAAUAUCUAGCAACACAGCUACCGCACAAAUGAAUAACAAUCUCUCACACUACUUCCUUGUAAAGAGAUACUCACCCACAGUCGAGUGGGGGACAGAGCAAACAGGAGGCCAACCUUAACAGUUCCCUGUCUUCAUUGAUUUUAUUAAGAAUCGUGAGUAAAAAAAAACGCGUACCCACAUCCUUAUUUAUAUAAAAAAAAUCACGCACGCAUAUCGCAUUCAGUUCAUACUCGAGUGUAAGUAAGUUAUCAAAACCAUUGUAGAUGUAGAAAGGGUUUUUUUUUAUUUUAAAUGCAACCAUACAAACAAACAAACAAACAAACGAACAAAUAAGCAAAACGGAAAAGUUUAACUUUGAAUGUGAUAAGGGUGAUGUCGAAAUUAAAAGUGUACAUUUCAUAUCUCGGAUACUUCCAUAGGCAAAAUGGUUUUAUGACCGCCGAAUCGAUCGAUCACCACUCCCACGAAAAGGUUGGGUUGAUUAGCCAAGCAAAGUGUAGAAGAAUCCUAGUAGAUUACUAGCCUGUAGAGUUACUGUAGAAAGUAUUAAAUAAAGCUUAAAUUAUGACGUUCUUUAA